Molecule: messenger RNA, 1357 nt
Organism: Cicer arietinum (chickpea)
Lineage: Eukaryota; Viridiplantae; Streptophyta; Magnoliopsida; Fabales; Fabaceae
Product: peptidyl-prolyl cis-trans isomerase FKBP19, chloroplastic
Cellular component (GO): chloroplast; thylakoid
Molecular function (GO): peptidyl-prolyl cis-trans isomerase activity
Source: RefSeq, a predicted model, not a curated record
UGAAGUGCUUUAAACAAGAAGAGCAAAGCGAAAGACGUGUUUUACUUCUAGUGCUAUCUAUCUUCAAACAUAGCUACGAAAAUCUAGCAUCUUCUAUUCCACACAUACUCGCUCGUAGCAGUUACGGUUAUGGCGUCGAUUUUGUCCUUUUCCGUUUUUUCUCUUUCGCUCCCAAAAUCUCAAUCUCUGGAUCCUGAUAAACUCUCCGAUUCUUCUUUCUCUGUAAAAGGCAACAAUAAGAGUGGCAGUGUUUGUUUCCCGCCAUCACUUGAACGGAGAAAUAUGAUUCUCUCCUCCGUCGGCGUCAUUGCGGGAACAUUUUUCAAAGACGGAAUUGCGCUUGCAUCUGAAUUUGCUGAUAUGCCUGCGCUUAGAGGGAAGGAUUAUGGCAAGACAAAAAUGCGAUAUCCAGACUACACAGAAACCAAAUCUGGACUUCAGUAUAAGGACUUGCGACCAGGGAAUGGCCCCAAACCGAAGAUAGGAGAGACAGUAGUGGUAGACUGGGAUGGCUACACCAUAGGUUAUUAUGGUCGCAUAUUUGAAGCCCGGAAUAAAACCAAAGGUGGUUCCUUUGAGGGUGAUGACAAGGACUUUUUCAAAUUCAAAAUAGGAUCUCAAGAGGUAAUACCAGCUUUUGAAGAGGCUGUUUCAGGCAUGUCUCUUGGGGGCGUUCGAAGGAUAAUUGUGCCCCCAGAACUUGGAUAUCCAGAGAAUGAUUAUAAUAAGAGUGGCCCAAGACCUACAACAUUUUCGGGCCAACGAGCCUUGGAUUUUGUGCUAAGGAACCAAGGGUUGAUAGAUAAGACUCUCUUGUUUGAUAUUGAGUUGAUGAAGAUUAUUCCAAACUGACAUGUCAAAUUGGCAUUGACCCUGGAACAUCACCACCAAAAUAUUGGGGUUUGUUUCUAUGUCGCCGCCCAUCAUUAUUUUCAUUAGCACGUGUUGUGCAGAGUCUAAAACUGAAUGAAUGUCAGAGCAAGACAACUAGUGAACUGAUGGAACCAACUUUUUAUCACCGGAUAAAUCUGCAAUUAAUUAUUUGUUGUGCCAAUGUCAUUAAUUGAUUAUUUGUUGAAUAAUUUUAAAGACAUGAAGUAUAAUACUGUAUAAACAGCUAUAGCUAUAGUUGACUCUGAUUUUUAACACAUUCUCAUUGUAUUCAAUAACUUUCUUUUUGGUUGUAGACCUGUGCAUAUAUGUACAGAUGGUGAACCAAGCUUCUUUGUCCAGUCCUUUGGUCAUUUUGUUGGCAUCGACAUUUGAUGCUUGCCUUUGCUAUGAAUUCCGGUUUUUUCGUUGGUUGUUGAUCUUGUAACUAUAACAUUAAUUGCAAUAUUCAAGGAAGUCUCUCUCA